Molecule: messenger RNA, 1117 nt
Organism: Osmia bicornis bicornis
Lineage: Eukaryota; Metazoa; Arthropoda; Insecta; Hymenoptera; Megachilidae
Product: swi5-dependent recombination DNA repair protein 1 homolog
Exons: 3
Coding region: 511-1032 (173 amino acids)
Biological process (GO): positive regulation of DNA-templated transcription; double-strand break repair via homologous recombination
Cellular component (GO): Swi5-Sfr1 complex
Source: RefSeq, a predicted model, not a curated record
CAUUAUUACUUAUAAGUAAAUUUCACCUUCUACUAUAAAUUACAAUUUCAUUUCAAAUAGACUUUUAAAAAUAAAAUUAUAAUUACAAAUUUAACUAUUGCAGUUAUUGAAUGGAUAACUAUUAGGCGGUAUACUGUACGACAUUGCACUGAAUAUUUACACUUCCUUCAUUAACUAGACAUUUCUUUACAAAACAUUAAUUCCAUACAUCUCCUUAUGCUUGUUAAUUUAUAUUGAAUGUUUGUAACGAUUACUUUAAACAAACUAUAUUAUAUACCAAUGUGUACAAGCACUUAUUAGAACCAACACUACAUACAUCUUCGAUAAAAUCACUAGGAUAAGGGCGAAGAAUGUAAUUAUACCCAUAAAAAUUAAUCCCAGAUUCGACCACUGCGCCACUGGUUCUCUUAGUUUUGGAAAAUCGGUCGAUAAGUUGUCCAGUAAUUACCGACGUUUUAGAACAGAUGGAGCAGAGGAAGAGUAAAUUGUUUGUGUAUUAUUUUCAGAAAUAUGAGUUUGAAACCAUUUAGAAAUAGUGGAGGUGUAAAUAAACCAUUUCGUUCUCCAUUCAGUAACACUCCUCAAAGUAACAGUAUUAAAGAUAAUAAUAACACACCAGACUCAAACACUUGUAGAACACCAGUAAAAUCUUCUGCAUCGAAAAAACUGCUUUUUACAAACACACCUUCACCUAAAAAAUUAUGUGUAACUAAAGAAAAUCAUAUAGAUAUUGAAGAAAACAAAGUAUUAUAUCGUGAGGAUUUGGAAUCAUUGAGAAAAAAAGUGCAGGAGAAACAAGAAUCUAUCAAUAAUUUGAAAAGAACAUUGUCAUACAAAAAAAAGAACAAAACUGAAGAUUUAGAAGUUGCUAUUCAAAAAUGGACAAACUGUUGCCAAAUUGCUUUAAAAGACUAUCAGAAUGAUUUACAAGAAAAAAGUGGACAGUCAGUGACCAUCUCUGAAAUCUUGUCUUCAUUAAAUAUAAAUCCUGAUAAAGUUCAUUUUUCCAUUGAUGAUGAUACAUUUUAUUAAAAACUUUUAACCAUGAAACUGAUUAAAAGUACUAUUUAUUUAUUAUUAUACAUUUUUAAUUAUAUGCAAAAUGCCAGUAAGUUGU